Molecule: messenger RNA, 540 nt
Organism: Symbiodinium necroappetens
Lineage: Eukaryota; Dinophyceae; Suessiales; Symbiodiniaceae
Source: the annotation of a GenBank genome assembly
AUGUUUUCUGCCAGGUUCGAUGGCAGUGAGAUCGAGCGCAAAUUCCGCGAAGUUCACCGCCUUCUGGACGAGAACGGCUAUCAGGUUCUCAUCGUGGAUGUCUGUGCUGGCGAUGAUUUCGGGGAUGACACCAUGGCCUAUCUUGGUAAGAUCAAGAAGCACAAGGGCGUCCUGCUUUCGGUGUGUACAUGGCACUAUGCGGAAGUCACGAAUUCGAAAUAUUCUUCUUUCGAGGAGUUGAAGUUUGCCCAUGGCAACGACCUUCAUAUCCUGCCGCUCCGAGUCUGCGACGACCCUUGGCCUCCAGAGCCGCCAUCCGGGCCGAACCAUGGCUACGACAAGAUGGGGAAAGCAGAGGGUUUGCUUGGAAUGGCCAUCCCGCCCAGCAAGAUGUACGUGGACUGCCGCAAGCUAAGCGAGCAUCAGAUUGCCCUCAGGAUUGCACAGGAACUGCGACAAGGCGUCGCCGUCGGACAUGGCCAGAAGGUUCCUGGCCCCAACUCCAACCCUGUGUUCGCGCCUCCGCCGCGGACGGCGGAG